Messenger RNA from Gadus chalcogrammus (walleye pollock), 4402 nucleotides. RefSeq names its product heterogeneous nuclear ribonucleoprotein A3 (gene hnrnpa3). Lineage: Eukaryota; Metazoa; Chordata; Actinopteri; Gadiformes; Gadidae. The transcript is spliced from 11 exons. Bases 76 to 1164 code for a protein of 362 amino acids. The record is from RefSeq and is a predicted model, not a curated record. Gene Ontology annotation, molecular function: RNA binding.
GCGUUGUGUUCUCGCGGGACUAGGGCGUUCUCGUCACGUGAUCUGUUCCGCUCUACGCCUGUAGUCGUCCACGAAAUGGAGUGUCGUGAUUCCAAGGAACCUGAGCAGCUCAGGAAGCUGUUCAUCGGCGGUCUGAGUUUUGAAACCACUGAAGAAAGCUUGAGGGCCCAUUUUGAGCAAUGGGGAACGCUUACAGACUGCGUGGUGAUGAGGGAUCCCAACAGCAAGCGGUCCCGUGGCUUCGGCUUCGUAACGUACUCAAACGGCAGCGAGGUGGAUGAGGCCAUGAGUGCCCGACCACACAAAGUGGACGGGAGGGUGGUGGAGCCAAAGAGGGCCGUUUCCCGAGAGGACUCCUGUAGACCCGGCGCCCAUCUGACGGUGAAGAAGAUCUUCGUGGGGGGCAUCAAGGAGGACACGGAGGAGUACCACAUCCAGGAGUACUUUGAGAAGUACGGCCGCAUCGAGUGCGUGGAGAUCAUGGAGGAGCGCUCCACGGGGAAGAGGAGGGGCUUCUGCUUCGUCACCUUCGACGACCACGACACCGUGGACAAAAUAGUCGUCCAGAAAUACCACACCAUCAACUCUUACAACUGCGAGGUGAGGAAAGCCCUCUCAAAACAAGAGAUGAACGCAGUGUCCAACCAGCGCAGUGGAGGUUCCGGAAACUUCAUGGACAGGGGUGGUAAUUAUGGAGGUGGCAACUUCAGAGGUGGCUACGGUGGAGGACGUGGUGGUUAUGGCGGGGACGGAUACGAUGGAUAUGGUGAUGGUGGAAACUACGGUGGCGGUGGUUUCGGCGGCGGUCGCGGGGGCGGCGGAGGAGGGGGGUAUGGGGGUGGAGGUCCUGGAUAUGGGAACCAGGGUGGGGGCUUCGGUGGUGGUGGAUACAACGACGGCUACAACGAUGGAGGAAACUUUGGCAGCGGUGGUGGUGGAGGAGGUGGAGGAGGAGGAGGAGGAGGUGGGAAUUACAAUGACUUUGGAAACUACAGUGGAGGCCAGUCCAAUUACGGACCGAUGAAGGGCGGCAACUUUGGUAGAAACUCGAGUGGACCAUAUGGAGGUGAGACAGGAGGAUAUGGCUCUGGAGGUGGUGGUGGCGGAGGUGGUAGUGGUGGUGGAGGCAGUAGUGGAGGAGGCUACGGCUCCCGGCGAUACUAGCCGUGUGACUGACACCCCUGGCUUCAGUUCUUAGCAGGAGAGGCGAGGAGGUGAGCAAAGGAAUUGUCAGGCCAGCUGCAGGUUACAUUGAGGCAGUGAGUCAGACACAGAACCACAGCUAAAUGGGAGAUGUAAUUGGCGAAAAACAAAGGACUUUGGUGAAGAAGUGUAGAUGAUACCUUUCCGUACUUGUGUUAGAUCUUCCCUUUCUCAACGUUUUUCUUUCCUUCUGUGCAUCUGAAGUGUAUGUAUUGUGCCUAUGGUAUGAGGAAAAAAUAUCCUUUUUUUAUUUUUACAUCUAAAGUCAGUUCCCUAUAUCAUUUUUAUUUCUUUUUUUUUUCCUGUAGAUUCGAUUUCUGCUCAUAUGAAUUUUAAAUCAACCAAUUUGUCAACUUUGGUUUAGACAUACACCCUUUUACGUAGAAAAGUAUACGUUUUUGUUGAAGUUAUUAUGAAUGCUCAGUUGAAGCGUGUAUUUUGAUUUUGUAUUUGAAACAGAUUAUGUGUUUCCUUUUUUAGUGUGUCGUGUCUACAAACAAUAGUCUUAGAUUAGAAAUAAGGGAUCUUUCACUAUACUUGUACACAGAAAGCAGAAUUCUAGAUUGUUCAAGUAUUUUGAGAAGUAGAAAACAAAUAAAAUUGUCUAGUAAAGUGCCAUGAAGUUCAGUGCGUCAUUGGAUCAGCAAAAAGCUCAUCAGAAGUGUAUUCAUUUCUUUUUCCAUACCUUGUACUUAUGAGGUAUACAAAAUUAAGUUUUUGUCCCCACAAAAAAAAGAACAGUUUUGUUUUCCACAUGUAUUUUUUUAUUCAUUUGAACCCGGUUGGAGGACAAGGGAGUUUUGAGUAGAGUCCUCAGGCAAGGGCCCGCAGACUUCACAUGUUCAAGUGUUGAGCCAGUAGGAGUGUAACAGCCAGGAACUCCUCCAAGUGUGGCCCUCAGCAUCGCUAGUGUGGAAGAUUGCAGACAGGACCUCUUCAGCCCCAGCGCAGUGGACCAGACAGCAUGUUGAGACAGAGAGAAGGCAGCAUCAAGCACACCGCCAAUGGAGAAAAGAUUGCAGUGUCGACACUGUCGUGGCCCCCGGUAGUGAGCGUCCAUUUUUUUCCAGGGCUAGCUAACCCUUUCGACAGCCGAUGCUAGCGAAGAAAGACUAGUACCUGGACACAUUGCAGUCAGAAUACUGCAGUUUUCCACAUUCUAGAGUUCAGACGUUACAGAAGAGAAGGGAGUGAGUAUUUCACUAAAGCUUGCUUGGGAAGAUGGACCAGGUAAGAGUAACUGCUUUGCUUGAUUUGCAGAUAUGGAAAGAGGAAUUCUCUUCAUGAAAAUCUGUAAAGACCUGAUAACAAGGAAGGUACUGGAUGGGUAAGAUUUGUUUUUCAAAAUAUUAUGCAAGGUUGCCAACUAUUCACUGCCACUCCCUGAACGGGGAAUGAUCUCUAAGGAGUGCUGUUGUCUUUAAUGGCAGACCCAGUAAGUGGACAUGCAAUUAUCAAUACUUAUUUGUUUAAAAGCCGGCAACGUAAAUAGCUUUUGUAUGUCAUACUAUAGGUUCUGCCUUAAAAGACAACACUGUUCCAACUACUGUAUGUGUUAUAUAUUCUGAUCGGAAGAUAUGGAAAGCCAGAAGGUAGCUGGAUUCAAAUAAAAACAGGAUGUAGGGCAAGGGUGACAUUUGAAUGCAGCAAGGCACACAGGUUGAUGUAUCAAAGGGUUUAAAGGAUUUGGAGGGUUGGUUCAGACCCAAGGUUACUGACAAUGUCUGUGUCAAAUUAUUAUCAGCCAUGAAUUCUGUUCAACUAAUCCCAGACGAUGUACGCAUGUUACAAAAUUAGGCAGUAGGUGAGCUAUUGACAUCCUUAGUCUUCCAAACUAGUAUUUUUGCAGUUCCUUUAUCUUGGAUUUGUUCAACACAUGUAAGCCCAAACAAACUGCCCUGGCUUGGUGGUUUUGCCUAUAGGGCGUGUACAUCAGAAUGCAUUAUGGGCUUUAUUUUGUUAGGCGAUACUCCUCCAUCUUGUGAUUUCCCGAGAGAGUUCUAGGACUGUAACCCUAAAUCAACAUAAAUAUUCUGUAACAUAGUUUGGCCCGUCUUCUAAACGUCAGUCUCUCACAUAAUGACAAAAUAAUUACUAAACAGUGACCAACAUACAAUUACUACCAUAACAUUCCUAUGCUCUUAUACAACCAAAAUGGAGGCAGCCAUUGAAAUGUGAAUUGCAGAGGUUGCUUCCAUUUUUUUAAGAAUACGAGCAUUGGGAUAUUUGUGUGGAAUGGUAAUGGUUCCUUUUGUCAUUGUUUAGCUAUCACGCUAUCAAGCGUUCAGUCGGUAGCUUAACAGUCACUAUGUUUCCUCGCUCAGAAUACUGACCUCCGUCAGCAUUGCAAUGUGUGUAAUCACGAAACAAUCUAGCCAGGGCAGUUUGUAUGCACUGAUGCGUGUUGUACAAAACAAGGGUUCAGCUAAAGGCGCUGCUCGAACCCUCGCUAGGACAAAAAUUGAUGUCAAUGGCUCACCAACUGCUCAGUUUCUCAAUGUGGAAAAUCAUGGCUUCCUUGCAUCACGACAAUAUGGCAUCUUUAGCCCAACACCGCCCGGAAAAAUUCACAAAUGCAUAUUAUUCUGAAACCUCCCACUUCAUUUUAGAUUUCCAAGGGGUGUUGUCAAAGGAUAAAGACCAGAUUAACCUGGCUAUGGGUCUUAGCCAACCAGCAAAAUCCUUAAAUUCAAAGUGAUCUCCAUAUUAUCACACCUGUAUAUUUAUUGUUCACAUGUUACUCAUAUAUGGCCCACUGAGGAAAUGACUGCACUUAUUGACUAUUAUCAUUACACUAGGCUAUUCACGAGGGUUUAUAUAUUCAAUUAUUUAUGACUAUUAGUCAUGUUUUUUAGUCCUAAUUUGUGUUGUAAUAUGCAGUGUUGAGUUCAGGGAUGAAGGCUGAGGCCCACAUGUUUUUGAUGUUUAUUUUUUUUUUAAACGGGCAGGAUUUUUCCAUUUUCUGCAGUAAAUGUCAAGAAUAAACUUUGAUUAAAAGUUUCCAUCUUCAUUUGAAUACCAUUCUGUCUGUGUGGUUCCUCCUCCUCCUUCUCUUACAAUACACACCAACAUGGAUUCCGACCGGUCUACAAUAGCUAGUGUUACUUCCCUAGUAAACCUUUUCACUAACUAGCUGAAUAAAAUCAAUAUCUAAUUGAUAAUGCUUUUUUAAUGAGAACUGCUACUUCUUUGAACUGCG